Messenger RNA from Morone saxatilis (striped sea-bass), 4269 nucleotides. Its product is annotated as A disintegrin and metalloproteinase with thrombospondin motifs 3. The coding region runs from base 306 to 4043 and encodes 1245 amino acids. Gene Ontology annotation, molecular function: metalloendopeptidase activity. NCBI's taxonomy places the organism in Eukaryota, Metazoa, Chordata, Actinopteri, Moronidae. The record is from RefSeq and is a predicted model, not a curated record. Gene Ontology annotation, biological process: proteolysis; extracellular matrix organization. Gene Ontology annotation, cellular component: extracellular matrix. The transcript is spliced from 22 exons.
AGUUGUCGUCAUCAGCACCCCAGAUAUCCCCCCCCCUUAGCUCCCUAAAUGGAUGGGGCAGACUUGGUCCAUGCAGUUCAGCACAGGCCAAAAGAUUGGAAACAACUUGUGAGUAUCCGUCAGUUUGGCGUUUAGAGGGAAAACGUUCAGAAAUGCCCGGCUGCUUCGCUGGAGCUCAACUCUGAGGACUUUUCUCCUGCAUUUGUGGUUUUUUUUUUUUUUUUCCUCAGGAGGACUGUUCAAAGUUUACAACAGAAAGGAAAACUCAGCGCUGAAGUGGCAGCUCUCACACUAUAGCCCUCGCUAUGGAUUGUAUGUAUUUAUUCAUGUGCUUUUCACUCAGUCCAGUAUUUUUGGAUCAUAUUUUCGCUGCAGAAACGCAUGAAAAACUCUCUGGAAAGUUAAGUGAAUAUGGUCUUAUCGUGCCAUUCAGCACAGACUCCCACGGCCGGUACAUUUCUCACGUGGUCUCUGCUGGAAGUGGAAGUAAAGGCGGUGAUGCUGGUGCCCCUGCUGCUGCUGAUGCCUCCUCAACCUUUGGCAGCAGAAGAAGGGUGGCCCGCGGUGCCCCCGAGAUGCCCUCGGUCACCUCCUCCUUGUCUCAGCACUUGUUUUUCAAUGUCACUGUGUUUGGGAAAGAACUGCACCUCCGCCUGAGGGCCAACAGGAGGCUGGUGGCCCCGGGGGCUUUUGUGGAAUGGCAGGAGGACUUUUUGGAAAAGGCCAAGGAACGUAUCCACGGGGACUGUGUUUUCACCGGGGACGUGAGUGACAUGCCGGAGGCCUCUGUGGCUAUCAGCAAUUGUGACGGACUGGCAGGUCUGAUCCGGACUGAUAAUGGGGAGUUUUUCAUCGAGCCCCUUGAGAAGGGCCAACAGGACGUGGAAGUGAAAGGGCGGGUCCAUGUGGUCUACCGCAGGUCAGCCAUCAAGAGGGAGACGGGGCAACGGAGAGAGGACCUCCACAAUGAAGUGGCAGACUUCGGGAUCGCAAACCUCCCUGCGGCUCUGGAUGUCGUUGAACAUAAACUGUCUGAGUCCGAGCGCAAGAGGAGGCACGCGAAGAAAGACGACUACAACAUUGAGGUGCUGCUUGCGGUGGACGACUCCGUGGUGCGCUUCCAUGGCAAGGAGCAUGUGCAGAAUUAUGUUCUCACGCUCAUGAACAUAGUUGAUGAAAUCUACCACGAUGAAUCUUUGGGAACCAACAUCAACAUUGUCCUUGUCCGCAUGAUAAUGGUCGGGUACCGACAGUCUAUAUGCCUGAUCGAGCGUGGCAACCCAUCCCGCAGCCUGGAGCAGGUUUGUCGAUGGGCCAACACGCAGCAACGCCGCGACCCUGACCAUGCCGAGUACCACGACCACGCCAUCUUCCUCACAAGGCAAGAUUUUGGUCCCGCAGGUAUGCAAGGUUAUGCUCCAGUGACAGGGAUGUGCCACCCACUGAGGAGCUGCACUCUGAACCAUGAGGAUGGCUUCUCCUCCGCCUUUGUGGUUGCUCAUGAAACCGGCCAUGUGCUAGGCAUGGAGCAUGACGGCCAGGGGAAUCGUUGUGCUGAUGAGACCAGUAUGGGCAGCAUCAUGGCACCACUUGUCCAAGCAGCUUUCCACCGCUAUCACUGGUCACGUUGCAGCAAGCAGGAGCUCAAUCGAUACAUCCACUCCUAUGACUGCCUGCUGGAUGAUCCCUUUGAACACAAGUGGCCCAAGCUUCCUGAGCUCCCUGGAAUAAAUUAUUCAAUGGACGAACAGUGCCGCUUUGAUUUUGGUGUUGGUUAUAAAAUGUGCACCGCUUUUAGAACCUACGAUCCCUGCAAACAACUGUGGUGCAGUCACCCCGACAACCAGUACUUUUGUAAAACCAAAAAAGGUCCUCCGGUCGAUGGGACAGAGUGUGCGCCAGGAAAGUGGUGCUUCAAGGGCCAUUGCAUCUGGAGAUCCAGCCAGCAACCUCAGGGCCACGAUGGGAGCUGGGGCUCCUGGUCAAAGUUUGGCUCUUGCUCCAGAACGUGUGGAGGUGGAGUUCGCUCCCGCAACAGACAGUGCAACAACCCUCCGCCUGCUUACGGUGGUCGAGAUUGCCCAGGCUCUGCUUUUGACUACCAGAUGUGCAACACAGAGGAGUGCGCUGGCCCUUACGAGGACUUCCGUGCUCAGCAGUGCAUCCAGAGGAGCAACAAAUACCACAAAAACGUCAAGCACACCUGGCUACCGUACGAGCACCCAGAUGAGGGCCGCAAGUGUGAGCUGAGCUGCAAGUCAAAGGAAACCGGAGAGGUGGUGUUCAUGAACCAAGUGAUGCAUGAUGGGACCCGCUGCAGCUACUCUGACCCCUUCAGCGUGUGCGCAAGAGGAGAGUGUCUGCAUGUAGGCUGCGACAAAGAGGUUGGUUCUUACAAACAAGAGGACAAAUGUGGAGUGUGUGAGGGGGACAACUCCCACUGUCGCACUGUGAAGCUGACGCUCACCAAGACGCCCAAAAAGAAUGGAAUGCUGAAAAUGUUCGACAUCCCAAUAGGAGCCCACCACAUUGUUAUCGAAGAGAAUGAGACCUCCCCUCAUAUAAUUGCUGUGAAGAAUCAAGUUACUGGAAACUUCAUACUGAAUGCAAAAAGUGAGGACGCUGAAUCAAAGACCUUCAUCGAAAAUGGUUUACAGUGGGAAUAUUCCAUCGAUGGUGAGAAGGAGACCCUUAAAACAAAUGGUCCUCUGCAUGAAGGCAUUGUAGUGCUGGUCAUUCCCCAGGAGGAAGACACAAAGAUCAGCUUGACAUAUAAGUAUAUAAUACAUGAGGACCUAUUACCACUUAUUACCAACAACAAUGUUCUUCUGGCUGAACUCGACACCUACGAGUGGGCACUGAAAAGCUGGUCUCAGUGCUCCAAACCUUGUGGGGGAGGCAUACAGUACACAAAAUACGGAUGCAGGAGGAAGAGUGACAGCCGUUUGGUACAUCGUAACUUUUGUGAAACCAGCAAAAAGCCCAAACCCAUCCGCAAACGCUGCAAUGUCCAAGAGUGCAGCCAGCCUACGUGGGUGGUGGAGGAGUGGAGUCCCUGCAGUAAGACCUGCGGGAAGCUCGGCUACCAGACCAGGGUGGUGCAGUGCAUGCAGGCACUCCACAACGGCACUAACAGGCCCGUCCACAGCAAACACUGCACAGAGGAUCGUCCCGAGACCAGGAGAGCCUGUAACCACACCAUAUGCCCCGCCCAGUGGAGGACAGGGGCUUGGUCUCAGUGUUCGGUGACUUGUGAUGAAGGGAUUCAGCAAAGGCAGGUGGUUUGCAAAGCCAGCGACAACACCAUCGGAGAAUGUGAGGGCGAGAAGCCAGAAACGGUCCUUAUUUGUAAACUGAGUCCAUGUCCAGGACAGCCAGUGUCUUCUCACACCGUUGAAACAAUGGAAAACUCCACAAUAAAAGAUGAAGCUGUACACCAACGGGCUCCUGAAAACACUGUCCACAAAAUCUCUUCAAAUGAGCCAUGUCUGGGAGAUAAAUCGAUUUUCUGUCAAAUGGAGGUUCUUGCCCGUUAUUGUUCCAUCCCUGGAUAUAAUAAGCUUUGCUGUGAGUCUUGCAACAAGAAAGAAAGCCUCGCCACAUAUUCUCCUGACCUCCAAAACACCCCAGUGGCCUCAGCUGAACUUGAGACCUCUGCUCCUUCUCAACCUGCAUCACCCAAGGCUCCUCUACCCACUACGACCCAGAGCCCGUUGCAAACCACUAAAGCCAUCAGCAGACGGUUUCGCUCCACUGCUCCGGUUCCAACCACCGCUGCCACUGCUGAAGCCUCGCCAUCCACGGGUGCUGCUCCGCCCCAGGGUCCCACCAGUGACUCCUUUCUCACAGCUGAGAAGGGAGACUCAGACCCAGGGCCUCUUCUACCUCCAGGGCCACCGCGGCCCACUGCAGACUCCAGUGGAGGUGCCUCUAAAGAGCACAGUCCAAACAGCACUUUAGGCCCAGUCGCUGCCAGGUCAAGAAGGGACGAUUUAGGAUCCGAGAGGGACUCGAGUCACAGAACCCUGUCAGCUCAGAAAUGAACAGUGAGCGUGAUGUUGUGAACGUGCUGCUCAGUGAGACGGUCUCAAACAUCAGCUCACCCGUUGCAGCAUCUGAUAGACUUGCUGCAGAUAUUUUCCUUCUUUUUUUUUUUACAAAGAUUUUUUGUUCCAAUGCCAGUGAACUUAGACCAGACCAGAGAUGGUUACCUCAUCAAAACUCCAGAGUGAUCUGUGUGCAGCAUCGCUCUGCCCUCUGUGCUUCAAA